CGCGAGAGGCCCCAGAGCCGCGCGUCGCCGAGCCGAGCGGACCGCGAGCCCCAUGGCUGCUCCGCGCGCCGCGCCCCCGCGCUGCCGGCCCCGGCUCCUGCUGCCUCUGCUGCUGUUGCUGCUGCUGCCCGCGCCGAGCGACGGUCUUGGCCACUCUGCCGAACUGGCAUUUGCUGUGGAGCCAAGCGAUGAUGUUGCAGUCCCUGGGCAGCCUGUAGUGCUGGGCUGCAAGGUGGAGGGGACCCCUCCAGUGCGAAUCACCUGGAGGAAGAAUGGGGUGGAGCUGCCGGAGAGUACCCACUCCACCGUGCUGGCCAAUGGGUCCUUGAUGAUCCGCCACUUCCUGCUGGAUGGAGGAGGCGGCCCUUCAGACGAGGGGGACUAUGAGUGUGUGGCUCAGAACCGCUUUGGGCUGGUGGUCAGCCGGAAGGCUCGAAUCCAGGCUGCAACCAUGUCCGACUUCCACGUGCACCCCCAGGCCACCGUGGGUGAGGAGGGCGGUGUGGCCCGCUUCCAGUGCCAAAUCCACGGGCUUCCCAAACCCCUGAUCACCUGGGAGAAGAACAGGGUCCCCAUUGACACAGACAAUGAGAGGUACACACUGCUGCCCAAGGGGGUCCUGCAGAUCACAGGCCUUCAGGCUGAGGACAGCGGCGUCUUCCACUGUGUGGCCUCAAACGUCGCCAGUGUCCGGGUCAGCCAUGGGGCCAGCCUCACUGUGUCAGGCUCGGGCUCUGGGGCCUACAAGGAGCCUACGAUCCUCGUGGGGCCUGAGAACCUCACCCUGACUGUGCACCAGACCGCCGUGCUCGAGUGUGUCGCCACGGGCAACCCGCGCCCCAUUGUGUCCUGGAGCCGCCUGGAUGGUCGCCCCAUUGGGGUGGAGGGCAUCCAGGUGCUGGGCACGGGGAACCUCAUCAUCUCAGACGUGACCGUCCAGCAUUCGGGCGUCUAUGUCUGUGCAGCCAACAGGCCCGGCACCCGGGUGAGGAGGACGGCACAGGGCCGGCUGGUGGUGCAAGCCCCAGCAGAGUUUGUCCAGCACCCCCAGUCCAUCUCCAGGCCGGCUGGGACCACAGCCAUGUUCACCUGCCAAGCCCAGGGUGAGCCGCCCCCUCAUGUGACGUGGUUGAAGAAUGGACAGGUGCUGGGGCCAGGAGGCCACGUCAGGCUCAAGAAUAACAACAGCACCUUGACCAUUUCUGGAAUCGGCCCUGAAGACGAGGCCAUCUACCAGUGCAUGGCCGAGAACAGCGCUGGCUCCUCUCAGGCCAGCGCCAGGCUGACCGUGCUGUGGGCCGAGGGCCUGCCCGGGCCCCCCGUCAACGUGCAGGCGGUCUCCGUGUCGUCCACUGAGGUCCGCGUGUCCUGGACCGAGCCCCUGGUCAACACCAAGGAGAUCAUCGGCUAUGUCCUGCACAUCAGGAAGGCUGCCGACCCACCAGAGCUUGAGUAUCAGGAAGCAGUCAGCAAGAGCACCUUUCAGCACCUGGUGAGCGACCUGGAGCCCUCCACUGCCUACAGCUUCUACAUCAAAGCUUACACGCCCCGGGGGGCCAGCUCAGCCUCUGCCCCCACCCUGGCCAGCACUCUAGGUGAAGCCCCCGUCCCACCCCCACUGUCAGUGCGGGUCCUGGGCAGCUCCACCCUGCAGCUGCUGUGGGAGCCUUGGCCCCGGCUGGCCCAGCACGAGGGCGGCUUCAAGCUGUUUUACCGCCCAGCAAGCAAGGCCUCCUUCACCGGCCCCAUCCUGCUGCCUGGAACUGUCUCCUCUUACAACCUCAGCCAGCUCGACCCCACUGCAGUGUACGAGGUGAAGCUGCUCGCUUACAACCAGCAUGGGGAUGGCAAUGCCACAGUCCGCUUCGUGUCUUUGAGGGGAGCAUCUGAGAGGACAGCCCUGAGCCCACCAUGUGACUGCCGGAAGGAGGAGGCCACCAACCAGACGUCUACCACAGGCAUCGUCAUCGGCAUCCACAUCGGGGUCACCUGCAUCAUCUUCUGUGUCCUUUUCCUCUUAUUCGGCCAAAGGGGCAGGGUCCUCUUGUGUAAGGAUGUAGAAAACCAGCUCUCCCCUCCUCAGGGCCCCCGGAGCCAGAGGGACCCUGGCGUCCUGGCACUGAAUGGGGCGGGACGGGGAGAGCGGGGCCAGCUGGGCCGAGACGGGAAACGUGUGGACAUGAAGGAACUGGAGCAGCUAUUCCCCCGAGCGGGGGCCGUGGGGCAGCCUGACCCCAGACCCACGGUGUGAAAGAAAAUGUCUACCUCGAGGCUCGCUGGCUCUCGGGCCUGUGCUGUAUCAUUGGACCCUCCCUCCUGGCUCCUCACCAAGGGUGGGCUUCUCGGGGCCUGCAGAAAGAAAGAUGGAAUUGGUCAAAGAAAAUGUGAAAAAAAAAAAAAAAAGCCAAAAAUAAGAGGAGAAUUUGUUCCUGGGAACAAAAACUAGGCACUUCCCAGCACGCUGCCAGCGCUCCGUCUUGUCUGCCCGUCCACUCCCAUUUUGACCCUCUCCGCCAACUCAUCCUUGACUGGGACCCCCAGGACCCUCUCUGCACGUGGGCCUUGGGAGGGUGGGCUGUCACCCCACAGCCUGCCUCCUGUCCUGCCCACAGAGCCGCUGGAGCAGACUGGCCUCCGGAAUGUACUGUGUGUGUGUGCAAGGGGGGAGGGUCCCAGCCCACUGUCCCAUGGGACGCUGCCAGCUGGACCCAGCCCCUGGACAGUGGAACAACCAAUGUCAGCAGAUGUGGCCGGAAGCUAUUUUUCUAUAAGGUGUGUUUAAGGAUUUAUGUUCUUGUGACUUCUUGUUUCUCUUUUCUGUUGUGUUGUUCUUUGAAAGACUUAAAGAUGAAGAAAAAAAAAAAAAAACCAAGGAAACAAAUACCUAUUUUUGGUUACACUCAGAAACAUUUUUUUAAAUAGCAGAAAGAAAACUUUUUUUUAAAGGAAAAAAAUGUGCAUUCCUUAAAUAUGAGAUUAGACCAUAAAGUCCCUGACCCCCAACCCUCUAGGGACCCCCACCCCAAACUUUAGUGAAUUAGCUGAAGAAGGUACACUUGGUGGUGUUUUCCUGGAAGACUGCAGUUUCACCUGUGUGGACUCGGGGAAGGUCAUUGUCCCUUCUCCCCAGUACUGGGCCUGAGUCCAGGGCACCUCAAACCUCCCAGGCAGUACCCCUUGGUCCCUGCAGUGACUUCUCUGCACCUCCCUUCACCCUGGAACCCCCUCUUCCCAAGGGAAGGGUGGGUCUGGGGGAGGGGGGCCACCUGGCCUGUCUUGGGUUUUGUCACACUCAUUUUGACUGAAUAAAAGUCCUGUUGCCAAAGUGGA
Molecule: messenger RNA, 3330 nt
Organism: Balaenoptera ricei (Rice's whale)
Lineage: Eukaryota; Metazoa; Chordata; Mammalia; Artiodactyla; Balaenopteridae
Gene: IGDCC3
Product: immunoglobulin superfamily DCC subclass member 3
Exons: 14
Coding region: 53-2251 (732 amino acids)
Biological process (GO): axon guidance; cell-cell adhesion
Cellular component (GO): axon; plasma membrane
Molecular function (GO): protein binding
Source: RefSeq, a predicted model, not a curated record